CCUACCUCGUCAUCGCCUUUUCCAUUGGUGUUUUCCUCCGCCAUUCACCGUUCAAUGCAACCAAGACCGAGCGUGAUGGGGGGGAAGGAGGCCGACCGCUCGAGGCGAGGCCUUGAGCCAAGCCAAAUGGUUGGCUGGUUGUUCCUUGAUGACUCGCUUCUCAUGACUGUUGAAGUAAAGUAAAAGUCACAUGGAUCCCUUGUGCCGAACGUCUUUAUUCCUCGUUAGUUUCAGUUAGGAUACUACCUAGAGUGGCAAACCUCACAAUAUCAUGGUGGAAUAAGUGAACCCUUAAAACUGGACCGUUUAGACAGAUUUCAGUUUGGCGUGCGUCUUCUUUACUUUUGGUCAGGGUCUGGUCACGUGAUAAUGGAGGGUGUGGCCUUAUUCAACAUCCUUGUCCUCGUUGCCUUGCAAAUUCCUGGUGCCCUGACGCUAACCCUUAAUAUGAUCUCGGUUCCACCUCAUCAGACGAAUGGGACCGACAAUGCGGAGCUGAAAUGCGAAUUCGACAUGGAAGGAGAGAGCCUCUAUUCCGUAAAAUGGUACAAGGAUGACCAUGAAUUCUACAGAUUUGUGCCCAAUGAGCACCCCCAAUUACAAGUGUUCGAUGUCAACGGCAUCCACGUGGACAGACAUCGAUCCAGUCGAGAAAAGGUGGUUCUUCGAAACCUCACUCUCGAUUCUGCGGGCACGUACAAAUGUGAGGUCAGUGCCGAGGCUCCCAAUUUUCGGACCAAAUCCGGAAAGCAGGACAUGGUGGUCGUGGUCAUUCCUUCUAAGGCGGAAAUUGUCGGGGCACGCCCUAAAUAUCAAGUGGGCGACGUUGUGAACGUCACAUGCUAUUCUUACGGGUCAAAACCGGCGGCUUCAUUAACUUGGAAAGUGAAUGAUCAAGAGGUCACUCCGAUCUUUGAGACAUUCGGUGAUCACCAUGGAGUCCAAAGAACCAACUACCAGCGUGAUGGUGGUGGUAGUGGUGGUGGUGGUGGUGGAUAUCGAGAUGGUGGAUAUUGGAAGACUGACAGUGGGGUCAGGAGAAUGCCCUCAGAGAUGUUGCAGGCCGAGCUCAGAGAGUAUCAGCCUCGCGUGGAGCCCGAUGGGUUGGAGACCUCCAUCCUGGGAUUGAUUUUCAAAGUCAAGCCCCAUCACUUGGGCGAACUCAAAUUGGAGUGCAGGUCAUCCAUUGGAUCGGUCUAUUGGCAGAGCUUCCAGGAGAAAAUCCCCGUGGCGCCGCGGGAACAACCCGCCCGAUCCGGCAAUUGGUGGAGGUCCGCCAAUGCCAGCUCAAGAUUAGACACUGGUGGUGUCCGAUUCUGGAUAUUUGCUUUGUUCGCCUCUCUCGCCACAUUCCACUCUCGGUGCCUCUAGGAUGGAGCCAUUACUCAGCCAUAAAUGGCGCCCUAUUUUCCUGGACAUAAAAUAGAGGAGAAAGGGCAAUAAUGCCACAUGUUAUAUGACCUUUUCGCAGUUCAUGACCAAAACUUUGGAACCCUCUCAAAGGCCGAGACAGAGUGACCCAAAUCAACAUUGUACUCGUAUUCGAUUUAGUGUGUCUUCGCUGUCUUCGGUCAUGUGUAGCAAGAAACAAACGCAACGUCACCUUGCGUCCACGAGUUCCAAAGAGACAAAGUGGUCACCCUGGCCAAGUUCUAGUUCUGCUCACCUCUGUCUUGUCAUGAACCGGAAAUGUGCUAUGUGCUGUCUGUUCAAGGCAAAUUCCCAAAUCCAGGUGGACAAAGGCCAAGGAACAUGACUGGGGUCAGAAAAUAUGUAAGAAGUGAGUGAGUGGCAAUGCUCUGUUGUGUUUCAGACGAAUGAAAGGACAAAAGAAGGUUCAGAACGACAAAUAGUGCAAUAAUUUUCCCUGCGUUAGUAUGAACAGUGCUGAUCAGGUCUUUGGUUACAAUGGCCAACCCAACUCCCAAUUUCAACACCCCUCUCCACCCCCUCUUAAAAACAUAUCACAAAUAAUAGAACUGUUGUGCACCUUCUAAUCUUGAUUACAUAUUAUAUAUAAUAAUGAUACUAAUAGAUUCUACAAUUGAAAAAUAACUAAAAUGAUACAUUGUCAAUCAUAUUUGGUCUAGAAGAAUAAAUGUCUUUAUAGAGUGUUCA
Tigriopus californicus is the source of this 2118-nucleotide messenger RNA. RefSeq lists its product as uncharacterized. The record is from RefSeq and is a predicted model, not a curated record. The transcript has 7 exons. NCBI's taxonomy places the organism in Eukaryota, Metazoa, Arthropoda, Copepoda, Harpacticoida, Harpacticidae. The coding region runs from base 370 to 1371 and encodes 333 amino acids.